UCCCCGCGCUGCGCUACGAUCGGACGCCAGGUCUGCGCGCCGCGGCUGAGCGCCCACUCGCCUUGCGGAGUGAGCGGUGGAUAAACCAGCGGGGGCGGCGGCGGGAGAGCUCCGCGGGAGUCGGAGGAGGUGGCAGUCGGGAGCCCAGCCAGAAGGAGACCAGGAGGCAGACGCUGGUGCCUCACAGGCGCUCCCUCCCUUCUCCAAGGAUGGAUCCUGGCGCAGUCCGGCAGUUUCCUGGCCCGCCCGCCAGAGACUGAACUGCGGAUCCCUAUUCUCCUGGGGAGCACCGGAGUGAAGGAGGUACCGACCGAAGGAGCCUCCUGCAGGGACCUCGUCUCCUGCGUCCCCCGCGUAGCGCCCCCCGCCGGAGCCGCGCCGGGCCAGCCGGCAAGGAAGCUGGGCUGAUUGGCGGCCGCCGGCGGCCAGGGGAGGGGGCGCCGUGCGGGGCCAUGGCAGGCUCCGAGGCGUCCUAGCCGGAGCUCGAGCGGGAGCCGAGCCCAAGCUGCCGCCGCCGCCGCCUCUCCGCGCCGGGCCCCCGCCGCCGCCGCAACCCUGCGGGAGAUGGAACAGCGGAACCGGCUCGGCGCCCUCGGAUACCUGCUACCUCUGCUACUGCACAGCCUGCUGCUCUUCGUCGCCGACGCUACAUUCACCGAAGUCCCCAAAGAUGUAACCGUGCGAGAGGGUGACGAUAUCGAAAUGCCCUGCGCGUUCCGGGCCAGCGGAGCCACCUCAUACUCGCUGGAGAUUCAGUGGUGGUACCUCAAGGAGCCUCCCCGGGAGCUGUUACACGAGCUGGCGCUCAGCGUGCCGGGCGCCCGGAGCAAGGUAACAAAUAAGGAUGCAACUAAAAUCAGCACCGUGCGAGUCCAGGGCAAUGACAUCUCACACCGGCUUCGGCUGUCCGCCGUACGAUUGCAGGACGAAGGUGUCUAUGAGUGUCGCGUUUCGGACUACAGCGACGAUGACACUCAGGAGCACAAGGCCCAGGCGUUGCUGCGUGUGCUAUCGCGCUUCGCGCCGCCCAACAUGCAAGCUGCAGAGGCAGUGUCCCACAUUCAGAGCAGCGGCCCGCGUCGCCACGGAGCCUCCAGUGCUGUCAGCUCCAACAACGCAGGCGCUGCUGUCCGCACCACCUCUGAAACCAGCCAUGAUGACAAGAACCCACCUCCUGGGAGCCCUCCCGCUGGAUCAGGAGUUCCUGAGGCCGCCGCUGCCGCCGCCUCCGCGACCCACACAACCACCACAACUGCUGCUGCAGCUGCUGCUUCUUCAUCAGCGUCGCCACCAUCGGGGCAGGCUGUCCUUCUGCGCCAGAGGCACGGCUCCGGUACUGGCCCAGGCUACAGUGCAGACCCUCUGCUGUCUCUGCUCUUGUUAGCACUACAUAAGUUCCUGCACCCACUUCUGGGCCACUGACAGCUGUCAAACCUCAGCAGGCACCCUGGGAAGACAACUUGCCACAGGGACACAGGGACUGAGGGAAGCAUGAAGAAGUCCAUGCAAAACUAAAUAAAUCAUAUUUUUGGGGAAGUAACACAGAUCUAGAAGACUUAAAAUAAUGCAUCAAGUUUCCAAAUAGGAUGGGGUGCAGGCCGUGCGGUGUGCAUGGGGCGCCAAGUUCUUCACGGCAAUGUAUUUUUCUUUCCUCCGCAUUCCCUCUGAAUCUUCAUUUUGCACGAACUGUUGACCAGGUACCUUGAGGAUAGUGUAUAAAAAAUGUUGGGUCAAAGCCUUUCUGACAAAGUAAAAUAUUUUUAGGAGAUUAUUGUGUUUAGAAAAUUUUCUUUGAAUUUACAUUUUCUUUGGGGAAUUUUCUUUUUUUAUUAAAUUAUUUCUUUGGAGACAUUUUGAUUAAAAAGAAACAUCGUAAUUAAAAUUCACUGUCAAUAAUAUUUAUUUUUAAAUAAAAAUUGGAAACAAG
This is a messenger RNA of Mus pahari (shrew mouse), 1927 nucleotides long. RefSeq names its product V-set and transmembrane domain containing 2B (gene Vstm2b). Bases 565 to 1422 code for a protein of 285 amino acids. Lineage: Eukaryota; Metazoa; Chordata; Mammalia; Rodentia; Muridae. The transcript has 5 exons. The record is from RefSeq and is a predicted model, not a curated record.